AUGAAGGGCUUCAAUAUGAAUACGUACAUGUACGCGCCGAAGCACGAUGACAAGCAUCGACAUAACUGGCGAUCCAAGUACGACCUUGACGAGCUCAAGAAUCUAAAAAGCCUAAUUGAAAAUUCGAAAGAAAAUGGAGUAGACUUUGUCUUUUCCAUGGCUCCCGGGUUGGAUCUGCGCUAUUCCUGCAAUAUCGACCUGGAGCAGCUUUUGAACAAAUUUAUGGACAUCAAGGAGCUUGGCUGCCAAUCAUUUGCCAUUCUAUUCGACGACAUCAACGAGGACUUAUCUCCCGAAGACGCGCGCAAUUUCGAGAGCCCGGCACACGCACAAGCUUCUGUCGCCAAUUUCAUUUUCGAAAAGCUCGGCCCGGAAAUCAAACACUUUCUUUUUUGCCCAACAGAGUAUUGCGCCUCGUUCGCGAAGCCUAACGUUGAGGAGUCUGAGUAUCUGAGCUCGUUGGGCAAGAUGCUCCAUCCCGAUAUGUUGGUGAUGUGGACCGGGCCGCGCGUCGUCUCCCGCACCAUUUCGGUGGAGUCGAUCGAGCAAAUCCGAAAGAUAUUCCGCCGCCCACCCGUCAUCUGGGACAACAUCCACGCCAACGACUACGAUCGACGACGAUUUUAUCUAGGGCCGUUCGCUGGGCGCCACUCCGACCUAGUCGGAUUGACAGCAGGAGUGCUAACGAAUCCGAAUUGUCAGUACGACUUCAACUACGUGGCGAUGCACUCGCUAACCAGCUGGUUCCGCUCGUUCUCACUAGAACACACAGACUUAUUUUUAACAGUUCGACCACGAAAGCAAUCGACCGCCUCGUCUGGAGAUGAAAAGAGUACUUGCGAAGAAGAGCACAAAUCGCACGGCCGCUACUGCCCCCGGCGCGCGCUCGUAAAUGCGCUGUCCGAUUGGUUGCCCAGCUUUACUCAAACAUCCCCUGAUCGUAUCGAGCUGGAGGACUUGCUCUUGCUCGCUGACUUCUACUACUUGCCCUACGAAUAUGGAGAAGACGCGUUUCGCUGCGUCCAACAGCUCAUGUUCUGCGCCAAUAAAGUCUCCCUCCGCGCAUCCGAGCAAUGGAUCAACAACUUUAAUAAUGUUCAGCACCUUAACGAGAAAAUCAGCACACUUGCCGAUCGCAUGUCGAGGUGCGCCAUUUCCGACUCCCCCGCUGCUAUGCUUCUACCGUUCCUCAUCGACGUUUCCAAUAUUUUCACGCUGGCCAUCGCCUACAUCCAAUUCAUCGCCGACCUCGGGCACAUUCUAGACCCCUCGCUCAUCCCCGUUAAAGAGUUCCACGAAAAGGAGUCCUACGAUUACAUCGAUGAUGACGAUGGGAACGGCCCAGAGCUAGCUAUCGUCCACAAAAUCGCCUCUAUUCUACCCCGCAAUGAAUUAAAUUCAUUCAUUCUUAAUGAAAUCUCGACCCCUUGGUUUCCAGGAACAACUCUUCGAUUUUCGGAGCCAAGUCGAACGCGGGAAAACGCUUUUCGAAAUUCUGCCGAUAAUGACAUGGAAUUUGAUGAUGCAACGCUCUGGCCGUCUAGCGAUCUUCAACGCCUCGACGACUUAGAAAUCGACGAUGAGUUAAUUUCGUUUUCGAUCAAUCUCAGUAUUCACCCGCUCGAUCAUGGUGCUGCCCUUGUUCUGCGCGAUAACAAAAAAGCGCGUUUGCAUUUCGCUGUUCGCUCAAAAACCCAAAUUGCGUCGCUGCAUUCGAUGACGUUGCUGAUCUGUUCGCUGGUGAAUAUCCUGUCAGCGCAGGACUAUGAAAUAAUCGAAGUGCACCUUGGCGAGCAAACCGAGCCAUUCCAGAACGUGCUGGAGAAAAUGCACUUUAUCAAAAAGAACCGAGCCUUUUUCUACGUCCUCAAGUAG
Oikopleura dioica is the source of this 1875-nucleotide messenger RNA. The record is from the annotation of a GenBank genome assembly. NCBI's taxonomy places the organism in Eukaryota, Metazoa, Chordata, Appendicularia, Copelata, Oikopleuridae.